Canariomyces notabilis is the source of this 822-nucleotide messenger RNA. RefSeq lists its product as uncharacterized. The transcript is spliced from 2 exons. The record is from RefSeq and is a predicted model, not a curated record. The coding region runs from base 1 to 822 and encodes 273 amino acids. Lineage: Eukaryota; Fungi; Ascomycota; Sordariomycetes; Sordariales; Chaetomiaceae.
AUGAUUCCGUUUGGCAUCCUGACCUGUGUCUCCGCCUUCCUUGUCCCUCUGGUCUCUUCCCAAUUCAUCACUCCGCUUACCCAAAGGCAACAGUUUCGGGUUGGGGAGGUGCAGAAAAUCCAGUACCGCACAAAACUUACCAACUAUACAAUUGCGAUAUGGCAGCAGCAGUUGGCCGGAGGUUCCGCAAAUCUGGGGCCCGUUGUCUUCCGAACCACUGAUGGGCCCGAGACAGAGUUCGAUUGGCAGGUGCAGCUUUACAGCUUUGACCUAGCGGUCUCAAACGUGUUUUUCUUCUGGCUGAAGGAGGGUGGUCUCGAGAAUCUGGGGUCGGUGGAAGUGGAAGCCAUGUCGUCGGCCUACUUUAACAUCACCGACGAACCUCUUCCGAGCAGUUCGCCGUCUAUCCCAUCAACAAGCACGUCACCGCCUUCGUCAACGACCGCGUCCGCAUCCUCCACGAUUACGUCGCUGUCCACCACAUCCUCGGGCGAGCACCAGAAAGGAACCACGAGCAGUACUCCAGCACCUAGUGAGCUCGAGAACUCUGGACUCAAUCUUCCCGUUGCUGCGCAAGCAGGAAUCGGUGUUGGUGUUUCUAUCGUCGGGCUUACCGCCAUCGUUUGUGGCAUAUUAUGGUUCCGAUAUGUGAGGAAACAACAAAGGAUGCUUCUCGAGCUUCAGCAACAGCAGAGAGUUUACUCACAGCCUCUGGAUGAUGUCGAAAUGCUGAAGUCCCAGACGCCUCCUCUUCCUCCUCCUCCCCCCUUCAGGUAUCAUUCGAAUGCCACGGGCAGGUCAACUCCCGUAGAACUGGGAUAG